AGGAUGUAAAAGAAAAAAAAAGAAAAGAAAACCAAGAUCGUGGGAUUAUCAUAUACUAAAAUCUAGUGCCGAUAGUGUCUGUUAAAUUACUUUUCAAGUCUCUCUCUCCCUCUCUCUGUCCCUCUCCCUCUCUCUACAUUCUGCGCUGUGUUGCGCAGAUCGUGGGCAGAAAUCAACCAGGCACAGAUCAACCGGCCGGAAUCCGACUAAUUUGGCUGCAAAAAAAAAAAGAAUGGAUUUUGACUCAAGAUCAGUUACCCAGUUGACUUCUUGGACCAUUGCGGUCUUGUUCUUGCUUUCCUUCCUCAGCUUCCCUUCUACAGACGCCUAUGAUGCCCUUGACCCAACCGGUAAUAUCACAAUCAAGUGGGAUGUCAUUAACUGGACUCCUGAUGGCUAUCUUGCGGUUGUCACCAUGUUCAAUUUCCAGCAAUACCGGCAUAUACAAGCUCCUGGGUGGACGCUUGGUUGGACGUGGGCGAAGAAGGAGGUUAUUUGGAGCAUGGUCGGAGGCCAAACAACUGAACAGGGAGAUUGUUCCAAGUACAAAGGUAACAUUCCCCACUGCUGUCAGAAGCGUCCAACAGUUGUGGACUUGCUCCCAGGAACCCCUUACAACCAGCAGAUUGCGAACUGCUGCAAGGGGGGAGUAAUUAACUCGUGGGCUCAGGAUCCAGCAAACGCCGCGAGCUCAUUCCAGGUUAGUGUUGGGGCUGCUGGGACCACUAACAAGACGGUGAAAGUGCCCAAGAACUUCACCUUGAGAGCACCAGGGCCCGGCUAUACAUGUAGUCCAGCAAAAAUUGUCAAACCGACUCAAUUUGUGUCCUCAGAUGGAAGGAGAGUCACGCAGGCUAUGAUGACAUGGAAUGUUACGUGCACAUAUUCGCAAUUCCUGGCUCAGAAAACUCCUACAUGCUGUGUUUCGCUCUCAUCCUUUUACAAUGACACAAUAGUGCCCUGUCCAACAUGCACGUGCGGCUGUCAAAACAACAAAACUCAGCCGGGGAGCUGUGUAGACCCAAAAUCGCCAUAUUUAGCUUCAGUUGUCUCAGGGUCUACUAGCAAGAAUAGCUAUACGCCCUUGGUCCAAUGCACGAGCCAUAUGUGCCCCAUCCGAAUUCACUGGCAUGUUAAGCUCAAUUACAAGGAUUACUGGCGAGUGAAGGUCACCAUCACAAACUUUAAUUACAAGAUGAACUAUACCCUGUGGAACAUAGUUGUUCAGCACCCCAACUUUGACAACCUGACCCAGCUUUUCAGUUUUAACUACAAGCCAUUAAAUCCUUACCAAUCAAUAAAUGAUACUGCCAUGCUAUGGGGAGUGAAGUUCUAUAAUGAUUUGCUCAUGCAAGCUGGCCCUUUGGGUAAUGUACAGUCAGAGCUACUCUUCCGAAAAGAUGCUUCAACUUUCACUUUUGACAAGGGUUGGGCUUUUCCGCGAAGGAUCUAUUUCAAUGGUGAUAACUGUGUCAUGCCGCCUCCUGAUUCCUACCCAUUUUUGCCAAAUACCAGCCCCCGGAAAGACUUCUCUUUGCUUACUCUAUUGUUGACUCUGUUGUUGUCUUUAACCCUCUCCUGUGCACACGCUUAAGAAUCUUCACGCCAGAAUAGCUACAACUUCUGUAGUUUCAAAAGAAUUGUUAUGUAUACUUUCAACCCCAGAAUCUACAGCAAGCUGAUUGAAGGGUACUUGUGUCUGUCUUUGAUUUCCAUCAAGAAGUGUAGGAUCAGGUAUGCCUCCAUCGGAACAAACUUAAGUUUUUCUUUUGGUGGUGAAUUCACUACUAUUUUGUUGCUUUUGCACCAUUAUAAUGGUUGUUUAGUACUGUUCGGUAUAGUACAUCAUCUUGUCUGAAGUACUCAAUGUCCCAAGUGUCGUCGUAAUUGUAAUGAAAAUUAAAUACCAUAUACCAGGGAAAGUGUUCUAUUAUACGGAAUUUGUGUUGCA
Rhododendron vialii is the source of this 1951-nucleotide messenger RNA. RefSeq names its product protein COBRA-like. Gene Ontology annotation, cellular component: plasma membrane. The transcript has 6 exons. Bases 233 to 1594 code for a protein of 453 amino acids. Lineage: Eukaryota; Viridiplantae; Streptophyta; Magnoliopsida; Ericales; Ericaceae. Gene Ontology annotation, biological process: cellulose microfibril organization; plant-type cell wall cellulose biosynthetic process. The record is from RefSeq and is a predicted model, not a curated record.